Drosophila biarmipes is the source of this 599-nucleotide messenger RNA. RefSeq names its product UPF0235 protein C15orf40 homolog. Gene Ontology annotation, cellular component: cytoplasm. The transcript has a single exon. The coding region runs from base 126 to 548 and encodes 140 amino acids. The record is from RefSeq and is a predicted model, not a curated record. NCBI's taxonomy places the organism in Eukaryota, Metazoa, Arthropoda, Insecta, Diptera, Drosophilidae.
UACUGCAGCCCUGGUUUCGCCCACAAACAGCUGAUCAAACUCAAAAACUUUGCAAAUUCGGCUAAAAAUUCCCUUUAAAAUGCAUUUAAAUCUAGAAAUUAAAUAAGAUAAUCGACACAGAGUUCAUGCGCCGCCUGUUUACAUCGGUCAACGCCCCAAUAAUGUCGAAGAGCAAGGGCAAGUCGAAGGCCACCGGCGAAAGUGCGAAAACCGAUGCGAAAUCCACGCCGGCCAAGGAAGCCAGCCCGAUUACAGUGGACAAAAGCGGCAACAUAUGCAUACAAAUUCUGGCCAAGCCGGGCGCCAAGCAGAACGGCAUCACCGGCAUCGGCCUCGAGGGCGUGGGCGUCCAAAUAGCCGCGCCACCCAGCGAGGGAGAAGCCAACGCCGAGCUGGUCAAGUUCCUCUCCAAGGUGCUCGGCCUGCGAAAGAGCGACGUCUCCCUGGACAAGGGCUCCCGAUCCCGCAACAAGAUAAUACUGAUCAGCAAGGGAGUGUCCACAGUGGAGGCCAUUGAGCAGCUCCUCCGCAAAGAAUCCGAUUCGUAGACCUCGUCUGCACCCCAAUAAAUACUCUUUCGUAGGUUUGAUUUUAAAACA